This is a messenger RNA of Diachasma alloeum, 4140 nucleotides long. Its product is annotated as tripartite motif-containing protein 2. The record is from RefSeq and is a predicted model, not a curated record. Gene Ontology annotation, molecular function: protein binding; ubiquitin protein ligase activity; zinc ion binding. The transcript has 10 exons. NCBI's taxonomy places the organism in Eukaryota, Metazoa, Arthropoda, Insecta, Hymenoptera, Braconidae. Bases 624 to 2741 code for a protein of 705 amino acids. Gene Ontology annotation, biological process: negative regulation of translation; protein polyubiquitination; proteasome-mediated ubiquitin-dependent protein catabolic process.
CCCUACCCUUAUACUUCACUGCGAAUCCCACCCCUCGCGACCACCAACCGAAAACAUCACACAUAUCGUUGAGGGAUGCUCGCGCAACCCUCAGUUCUCCAAUGGCCGCGAUUCGCUCUAUUCCACAAAAUCAUGACUCUCUCGGAAAUCAAAAUAAAGCCCCUAAAAGUCCACUGACAACCGCAGGCAGCCCUUUAGCUGACUCGUGCGAAUCUGAAGUGAAUCUGAAGUGAAUAAAAUACAAAACUUGAAACUGUUCGGCUCAAACUGGAUAAGUUGGAUAAUAUAACGAAUUUCUUCAUAAAUUACAAUUUUAGUAAGCUUAAAUAAGUGGUGCCGGUGUUUUGAAGUUCUCACCACCUGCAUAAGAACACCUGGCCUUCUUGAGAUACGUGUGUUGAAUCAAUAUAGUACCUGAGAGACUCUACAGUUCUUUAUACGAUAAGAAUCCCCCUCGACAACAAAGAAGACUGUGAAAUGUAACCCGAAGAGGAGACAACGGAAAAGAGAAGAACGGGGAAUCUCUGGAGACGAAAUAUUUAAUCAAGACGUGAGUUUAUCCAUCUGAAGUGGGAGUUAUUCGGAUGCAGUUUCGGUGAUAGGGAAGAAAUCAAGAAAACUACAUGAGCUGCUGUCCUUUUAUGACUCGACUCGGUGAGAGGAUGGUCAGUAUGAGCUCGAUGCUCGUAGAAACCGUUAGUAUCAACUACGAGGACUUCAACGAGAGCUUUUUGACCUGCGGCACUUGUCUAUGUGUCUACGAUGGCAGUGAACAUACACCGAAACUUCUGCCAUGUUCCCACACGGUGUGUUUGCACUGCUUAACGAGGAUCGCAGCCUCCCAGACACGUGAGGCCGGCCACUUCCGGUGUCCAAUAUGCCGAGAGCUGAUCACAAUACCACGCGGUGGUGUACCAGCACUGCCACCAUCAUUUCUCGUCAAUCAGUUAUUGGACCUCAUGUCUCGACAGCGACGCGAAGUCAUACCAAAGUGUUCAGUGCAUAUCAAUCAGGAGUUAUUGUUCUGUGAGACUUGUGAUACUGUUUUCUGCACUGUAUGCACUGGGGGCAGUCAUGCUGGCACAUCACCAGGCUGCACUGAGCAUACGAUUAUCCCCUUCAGCAUCGCCAUCAAACGAAUGUCUGAGAUAUUACUUUAUAAGGCGAAUGAAUGUAUUUCGAAGUUGACACAGGCUCAAGAAUCCGUCAGCACGGAGCUCGAACGUCUAGACGCUGCAAUGGAGCGAUGUUUGAACGUGGUAGACGCCGAAUUUGGCGAAAUAAUAAAGAAAAUAGAGAAGAAACGCGAGGAGCUGCAGGCAGGUGUGACAGCAGCUGCGAGAGAUAAAAAGCGAGUGCUGGAGGAGCAGCACGCGCUCAUUGAGGCCGAGAAGAACAAGGUGGAGCGUGAGUGCGAGGGGCUGCAGUAUCAGGUGGAGGUGAGGAACAUAACGCAGAGGAUUGGCAGUCUGACUGAUCAGUUGGAUGCAGCUGUGGCGCUCAGUGAACCCAGGGAAAAUGCUUUUAUUACUGCUGAGUUUAAUCAUAACGAUGCCAUUGAGGAACUGGAGAAGGCACUCAGUGCUCUUGGCCGUGUACGAUCUAGCACGACAUUACCAGGGUUGUGCAGAGCUAGUCUUAAAGAAACGGCCAUAGCAAAAUUACACACAGCUGUGAUACUUGAGACUGUGGAUUAUCAUGGACACCCUAGGAAUGCCGGGGGUGAUCCCAUCGGCGUCGAGUUGACGUACGCCGAUCAGCAGUCGUCCAACAGUCAGUCCAUCGAAUCUCAGGUUCAGGACCUCGAUAACGGAACUUACGAGAUCAAUUUUCGACCGCCCCUCCCGGCGAGGUACUGCUUGAAACUGUCAGUCUUUGAAAGACCUAUCAAGGAUUAUCCCCUGUUUUUCAAUGCCACCGAGCACAACGAACCUAUCAAGGUUUAUGGGAAGAUGGGACAUGGGAGGGACGAAUUCUACCAGAUGGUCGCUCUCGCUGUUGAUGAUGAUGAUGUUAUCUAUGUUCUUGACUCUGGGAAUUCACGAAUCAAGGUUCUCGACAGCAAUUUAGAGUUUCAACGACACAUAACUAACGAAGGCUUAGCCCGACAGGGUGCCACAGGAAUUGCCAUAUCCGAGCAGGGACUAGUCGUAACGAAUUGGCGUACUCGUACAAUUACGGAAAUGAGUACACACGGAGACACAAUUCGUUCAUUUACGCACAAUGCAUUUCAGACACCAUUCGACGUGGCUGUAGACCGGAGCUAUGGCCACGUGUUAGUUGCUGACAGUGGAUCUGAGAGUGGACCAAAUAGGAAAUAUUCCGUAUAUGUGUUUGAUUCAGACGGCAAGUUCCUGUUUCAAGUGGGAAAACCAAGUAUGUUCAGCGAAAUUAGCUCAGUAACGUUUGGUCUUGGUGGCGAAAUUGUAGUUGCUGAUUUGCGAAUUCAAGUGUUUUCUGCGAAAGGUGAUUUCUCCGAGGAGAUUCAAGCUGGAGAAAAAGGUAAAGGAAAAUAUGGUGGAAUAGUCAUAGACCCAGACGGCAAAAUCCUUGCGUCAUACAGUGGAAAACGAAGCAGCACAAUUCAAGUGAUUGAAUUUGGAAGUGGUAGAAUACUGACUGAAAUUGACUCCAACAGCUCAAAGUUACGAAGACCAGCUGGUAUAUCUGUUCUCAAAGACAACCACCUCGUAGUGAUUGAUCGGGGCAAUGCGUGUGUUAAAAAGUACAGAUACUGGUAAACUGCCAUUUUUUAAGCAAUACAAACUUACAAAGUUGUUCCUCAUUUGAUGAUAUUUUUCUGUCAUUCUUUUUUCGUCACAUGCCAUGUGAAUUCUUAGACUACACCGUCCUAUUAAUGAUUAAUCGUUGCAGAGUCUCAGUUUAUUUUUCAUGGAUAAACAGAAAAUGCUUGUACAUAUAUUAUUUUUUACAGUAUUAAGGUCACAGCUGGAUGGGAAAAAUUAUGAGAAAUUUAGAAAAACGAACGCAAAAAAUUGAUUGAAAUUAGUUCUGUCUCCAUUUUUUUUUAACUCAGGGAAUUAUAUGCACUAAAAUCUCCCGACAUUUUAUUCUAAAAUGACUCGUUUGCGGGAUAAAUGAAUAAUGUCAAAUUGGAUUAGAUGGAAGUGUAGACAGAAUUAAUUAAUGUGUGAAGAGUAAAAUGUAUAACUUGUUUUGCAUAAUUUUGUCAGACUGUAAAUUGUGUAUGAAAUGAUAACUAGUCGUAGCAAUUUUUUUCUUGUUCAGUUAAGGAAGCGAUUGAACACAAAAAUUUUUAUUUGAGAGCCAAAAAUGUCAUUUACACACAUUUGUAAUUUUUUUAUGUAUAUUCCUCUUGCUCUUUGAGUUUUAUCUGAAGAGAGAUAGCUGAUACAAUUCUCUACAGAAAAUGUCUUUUGACAUAUUCUCCUGGAAUCACUCGUUACCGAAAUCGUUGCAUAAUUGACACUCCAUUGGAUGUUGACAAUUUUUGCAAGAUGUUCUUCUCUCGAAAUCCAAAAAAAAUCAUCAAAUAUUUUUUGUGUCUUCAUCUUAAUUUCGCUUGGCGGUGAAUAAUUAAUUUUGAUGUUAUUCUUUAAUUUUUGGCAUCGAGAUCAUUUUUAUUUCGUCGACACGUGUAGUUAGAAGAAUUAUUGUUCCUUACUCGGCAGAGUACUACUUAAACAAUCAUGACUCCAGUCAUUUUUUAUGUAAUUUUCAUUUUCUUAAAUUUAAAAUUAACUUUAGGGGGUUUUUUUGUAAUUUGAUAGAUUCGUAAAACCUAGGAAUAUUUUUGACACUGAUAGAUGAAUGUGAACAUGUUUUCGAAUAUUGAAGAAAUUGUUGUUGAGUUAUCGACAUUCCCAUUUAUAGUAUGCAAUGCAAAUGAAGUAGACUCCAAUGCAUGAAUCAGUGUCUCAAAGAAAUUUAAACGAAAGGAGAACAAAAAAAGAUGAACCCAAUUCGAAAUAUAAAAUUCACUGACUGAUAGGAGAAUUAAAAUUAAUCUUUACUUGUUGGUAUUGUUUAAUCUAGUCAUCGCUGUUUAUUCAUACUUAAUGGACUGUGUUUAUUUGUAAUAGUGCCCUAUUUCAACGCUAUGUAAUAUAAUAGUAAUUGUCACGAUUGUAAAUAAAAAUUGAGCUUCAAUUAUAGGAA